Molecule: messenger RNA, 3117 nt
Organism: Saimiri boliviensis boliviensis (Bolivian squirrel monkey)
Lineage: Eukaryota; Metazoa; Chordata; Mammalia; Primates; Cebidae
Source: RefSeq, a predicted model, not a curated record
ACAGCGGAGGCAGCCUCGCCGCGAGCCGCCGCUGCCGCCACUGGUGCUGCCGCUCUCAGGCGCCGGGCCCCGUCGCCACCGCCGCCGCCGCCGCCGCCGCCGCCUCGCCAGCCGGAGUUGGGCUCCGUGGGCUUCCCCCCUCGCAGCCUCGGUCCUUCCCCGCUGCCUGCAAGUCAGCCUGGCUCCGAGUCACGUGUCAGUGCCUGAGGCAGAGACUGCGAGAAAAAAACGCUCUUCAUUCCUUCUUCCACCGCCAUACUGUAUUUUAUACUAAAUCUCAUUUUUAUUCCAACAUUUUACUCCCGCUCGGUGAGUACCUUCUUAGUGGCAUUCUUGUCCUAUUCUUUUUUUUUUUUUUUUUUUUUUUUGGUCCUUUUUUUUGUUUUUGUUUUUGUUUUUUUUCUCUUUUUUUCACUUCUUUGAUUAUUGUUUAUAUUUGGGAAAGCUGGAGGAGCAUGGUUUUGAACCUUUUCCUGAAUCCAAGUUUUUCUAGCAUGCGAUCGUUCUGUAGACAAGGCGCUGUGUCUGGGAGUCCGCGGCGACCGUGCCCGCUGGGAGCGUCUCCCAAGUCCAGCAAAAUGUGCAACUGGUUUUAUGGAAAAAGCGAUGUGAAGUAUGGUGCCUAUUUUUUUCCUCUGUAAAAAUAAAAAGCAUGUUUCUAACUCUUUUUUUGCAUACUCUUUUUCUGAUAACAUUUUUUGUAUAGGUGGGAUUUUACGGCAGUGUUUACAAGUUUGUGGUCUUGCAAUACUGGUGCAAACCACUGAGCAAAGACAUUAAUUUUAUAUUUUUGUUCCCUUUUUGGAAGCCGGUGAAAACAAACUCGUUUUUUUCCUCCUGUUUUUGAUACCCAUUGAUAACAUGAAACUUUUCUUACAGCUGGUGACUGGGAUCAUUUUUAAGCAAAAUACUUUUUUCUUCCUCUAAAUUAACUAUGACUUUUGAACAUUUGACUUUUUUAAAAAACCGAGAUAAUUUUAUGAUAGAUAUCCUGAUAUCUAUAUCUAUAUUAUCCCUUAUUUCUCCCCCUUCCCUCCCCGUAAAUCAAUUUUCAAAUGAUGGCAGUGGAAGGUUUUUGUGGAAAAAAAAAAAAAAAAUGAAGUGCGGUUUGGUUUCCUUGUCAACGGAGGAUGAAGUGAACAGCUGAGCAGCUCGCAGAGAGCAGACAGAUCAAUAUUCUUGUUAGUGCAGAAAAUCCUCAGAUAAUUUAAAAUAAAUAAAAUAAAUAUAUCAGGCUAUAUCCAAACACCAUUACUGCAAGAAGAAAACAAAAAGAUUAAAACAAGGAGAGCCAAUCAUGACUGGCAAAACACAGACCAGCAAUGUCACCAAUAAGAAUGACCCCAAGUCCAUCAACUCCCGUGUUUUCAUUGGCAAUCUAAAUACGGCAAUUGUCAAGAAAGUUGACAUUGAAGCCAUUUUUUCAAAGUAUGGAAAAAUAGUUGGAUGCUCCGUUCACAAAGGGUAUGCAUUUGUACAGUACAUGAGUGAGCGACAUGCAAGAGCUGCAGUGGCUGGAGAAAAUGCCAGAGUCAUUGCAGGCCAACCACUUGAUAUCAACAUGGCAGGAGAGCCCAAACCAUACAGACCAAAACCUGGAAACAAGAGGCCCCUUUCUGCACUUUAUAGACUUGAAUCAAAGGAACCUUUCCUGUCUGUUGGUGGUUAUGUCUUUGACUAUGAUUACUACAGAGAUGAUUUCUACAAUCGGUUAUUUGAUUACCACGGGCGUGUGCCUCCACCUCCCCGUGCAGUAAUUCCACUGAAGCGCCCCAGAGUGGCAGUCACAACAACUCGCAGAGGGAAAGGAGUCUUUUCCAUGAAAGGUGGAUCGAGAUCUGCUGCCAGUGGGUCAACAGGCUCUAAAUUGAAAUCAGAUGAGUUACAGACCAUCAAGAAAGAAUUAACCCAGAUUAAAACUAAAAUUGACUCCCUGCUAGGGCGCCUGGAGAAGAUUGAGAAACAGCAGAAGGCGGAGGCAGAAGCUCAGAAGAAGCAAUUGGAAGAGAGUCUAGUGCUGAUCCAAGAGGAAUGUGUGUCAGAGAAUGCAGAUCACUCUACAGAGGAGCCUGCUGAAGGAGGGCCAGAUGCCGAUGGAGAAGAGAUGACAGAUGGGAUAGAGGAGGACUUCGAUGAAGAUGGGGGUCAUGAGCUGUUUCUACAGAUAAAGUGAUCUGAAAUAAUGUAUGAUGCCACAAAGCAGAAAAGAGAAACUGUGACAACCACCAGAAAUGUGAAAGGAGGUUUCUUACUGGACAGCAGCAUCUUUGGUUCAAUUUAUAUAAAAACCCAAAUAAAUAUAAUGGACAGUACUGCUCAAUUUUAGAAAUUCCAUUUCUUCUAUGUUCUAAGCUGUACAAUUGUCAGGUUUUUAUGGUUUGAAUUGUAAAUGUGUUUUCCCCUUUGCUAAUUAUGUUUUUUUUUUAGUCUUAAAAUGUGGAAGACAUUUAUGAAUGGUAAGGGAGACACACUAUAUACAAAUGUAUAUUUGUAAAAGCUAUUUUUAUGAUUAGCAUGUUUCACUGUUGAUCAUAUAUAAAGUCGGUGAUAUUGCAAUUCUGUAUUUAAAGCUUAUUUCCAACAAUGUCAUGUAAGAAAAGAUGCAUCUUAUGCUAGUUUUUAUAAUUUAUUUUUAAUUUAUAGUUUAAAGUACUUCAGACCAUAAUGAUAAAAUACUUGAGAAAGUUAUAUUUCUGCCCUGUAUAAGCACCCUUUUUAUUAAUAAAGAAUGCAGAUAUUUCAGAUGUGAUACAAUAGUUAAAGAACUGUUGGUUUGAUCUGUGAUAAGUUGAGCAUGCUCCGCUCUGAACUAAAAUGAUCCGAUUAUUACUUCAGCCUGGGUAUGAGAUUCCACGGACAGGUUUCAGUGUUCAUACAAGUAAGGACUAUGCCAAGGAAAAAAACUGUCUUGCCCUUGGAUCCAAGUUUAAAUUAGUGCAUACAUCAUUUCAUUUCACCUCCUGUUCCGAGGAACUUUCCAUUCCCAAGCAUUGCAAGUGUUUUCCAGAUAAUCUUAGCUGUCGUCUUGUGCUGUGGAAAUGGAAGAAACCAUCUUCACAGACUGUAGGAGAAUUCAACAUAUAAUUUCUUAAUAAACACUGUUUCUUUUAAAACAAA